AUGGCCGACAAGCGGCGGUCCUCGCCCGGCACCACCAUGAGCCUCAAGGCUCACGCCUUCUCCGUGGAGGCUCUCAUCGGGGCCGAGAAGCAGCAGCAGCAGCAGCAGCAGCCGCCGCCGCGGCAACCCAAGCGGCGGAAGCUGGGCGGCGAGGACGAGGCGGCGGAGGACGAAGGGGGCAGCGGCUGCUGCACCAAAAGCUCCCCCGCCGCCGCCGCCGCUGCCGCCGGCAGGACCUGCGGCGACAUGGAGCUGGGCUGCGCCGCCCGCGCCCCCGCCGGCGGCUGCGAGGAGGGCUUCCUGGCGGCCUCCCCACCCGCCUCCCCCGGCGGCUCCCCCAAAGGCUCGAGGCCCGGCUCGCCGCUGCCCACGCCGCAGGCUCCGCGGGUGGAUCUGCAAGGCGCCGAGCUCUGGAAGCGCUUCCACGAGAUCGGCACCGAGAUGAUCAUCACCAAGGCGGGCAGGCGGAUGUUUCCUGCAAUGAGAGUGAAGAUCUCAGGUUUAGACCCACAUCAGCAGUAUUACAUUGCUAUGGAUAUUGUGCCAGUGGAUAACAAAAGAUACAGGUAUGUUUACCAUAGCUCCAAGUGGAUGGUGGCUGGUAAUGCUGAUUCCCCGGUACCGCCUCGUGUUUAUAUUCACCCCGAUUCACCCGCCUCCGGGGAGACGUGGAUGAGACAAGUGAUCAGCUUCGACAAACUGAAGCUUACCAAUAAUGAGCUGGAUGAUCAAGGGCAUAUUAUCCUUCACUCUAUGCAUAAAUACCAACCUCGUGUCCACGUCAUCCGAAAAGACUGUGGAGAUGAUCUGUCCCCUGUCAAGCCUAUCCCUUCAGGAGAAGGGGUGAAAGCCUUCUCCUUCCCAGAGACGGUUUUUACUACUGUCACAGCCUACCAAAAUCAACAGAUAACUCGUCUGAAGAUUGAUAGGAAUCCAUUCGCCAAAGGGUUCAGAGAUUCAGGACGUAACAGAAUGGGUCUGGAAGCUCUGGUAGAGUCUUAUGCCUUCUGGAGACCUUCGCUGAGGACACUUACGUUUGAAGAUAUACCUGGGAUACCCAAACAAGGAAAUGCAGGUUCCUCUACUUUGCUCCAGGGAUCUGGCAGCGGAGUGCCAUCUACCCACCCUCAUCUUUUACCGGGUUCCCCUUGCUCAUCUCCAGCCUUCCACCUCAGUCCCAACACUAGCCAGCUCUGUAGCCUUGCUCCAGCUGACUACACAGCUUGUGCCCGCUCAGGCUUGACCCUGAACAGAUACAGCACUUCUCUGGCUGAAACCUACAACAGGCUCACAAACCAAACGAGUGAGACGUUCGCACCCCCGAGGACUCCCUCCUAUGUCGGUGUGUCAAGUAGCACAACUGUGAAUAUGUCUAUGAGUGGCAAUGACGGGGAUGCAUUCAGCUGCCCGCAGACUGGCUUGUCCAUGCAGAUUUCAGGGAUGUCUCCACAGCUCCAGUACAUCAUGCCGUCCCCAUCCAGCAAUGCCUUCACCACUAAUCAAACCCACCAAGGCUCCUACAACACGUUUAGACUGCACAGUCCCUGUGCUCUCUAUGGAUAUAACUUCUCCACAUCCCCUAAACUGGCUGCCAGUCCUGAGAAAAUCGUUUCUUCCCAAGGAAGUUUCUUGGGGUCCUCGCCAAGUGGGACCAUGACGGAUCGGCAGAUGUUGCCCCCCGUGGAAGGAGUGCACUUACUUAGCAGUGGGGGGCAGCAGAAUUUCUUUGACUCUAGGACCCUAGGAAGCUUAACACUCUCAUCUUCUCAAGUGUCUGCACAUAUGGUUUGAUGAAGCCUCUCAGUAAAAGUACAGUAUGUUUGGUGUCUACAAUGUAUUUCUUUUGGGAUACGUGAGGGACACUCGCUGUAGCUGGGGAAGUGUGUGUAUAUAUAAUAUGAGAGGAAGUU
This is a messenger RNA of Colius striatus (speckled mousebird), 1910 nucleotides long. RefSeq names its product T-box transcription factor 18 (gene TBX18). Lineage: Eukaryota; Metazoa; Chordata; Aves; Coliiformes; Coliidae. Bases 1 to 1791 code for a protein of 596 amino acids. Gene Ontology annotation, molecular function: RNA polymerase II cis-regulatory region sequence-specific DNA binding; DNA-binding transcription factor activity, RNA polymerase II-specific. Gene Ontology annotation, cellular component: nucleus. The record is from RefSeq and is a predicted model, not a curated record. Gene Ontology annotation, biological process: morphogenesis of embryonic epithelium; positive regulation of DNA-templated transcription; regulation of transcription by RNA polymerase II. The transcript is spliced from 8 exons.